AUGGCGACUGAAUUUGACGACGUGCUAACGAACCAGCCUGUCGUCAUUGACAAUGGAUCUGGUACGGUAAAGGCUGGUUUUGCGGGGCAAGACACGCCCAAAUGCUUUUUCCCUACGUGUGUUGGUCGCCCCAAGCACACACGAGCGAUGGCAGGCGCCGUGGAGGGCGACCGGUUCAUUGGGCGUAAAGCGCAAGAGUUACGGGGACUGCUGCGGAUGAAGUAUCCGAUGGAGCAUGGUAUUGUUGAAGACUGGGAGGACAUGGAGCUGAUUUGGAAUCAUAUAUAUAAUGACGAGCUCAAGACGCUGUCGGAAGAGCAUCCCGUCCUGCUUACUGAGGCGCCGUUGAACCCUCGUGCGAACCGUGAGACAGCAGCCCAGAUUUUCUUCGAGACAUUCAACGUACCGGCCAUGUACGUGAGUAUUCAGGCGAUCCUUAGCCUGUACUCGUCUGGCCGCACGACCGGUGUGGUGCUUGACUCAGGUGACGGCGUUACACAUGCCGUGCCCGUUUACGAAGGUUUUGCUAUGCCGCACGCCAUCCGUCGAAUUGAUGUUGCCGGCCGUGAUGUAACCGAACAUUUGCAAUACUUGCUACGUCGCUCUGGCUAUUACCUGCACACAUCUGCCGAGAAGGAAAUCGUGCGAGCCAUGAAAGAAAAGUGCUGCCAACUUGCACUUCCUGGGCAUCAAGAUUCUCAUCAAGACAUGAAUCGAAUCAUGGAGUUCAGCUUGCCAGACGGUAAUACGGUCAAGUUAGGUUAUGAGCGGUAUCGUGCUCCUGAAUCUCUCUUCAAUCCCGAACUGAUCGGGCGAGAAGAUGUGGGUACGCAACAAGUUCUCCUAGAUGCCAUUGGACGUGCAGAUCUUGAUCUCCGAAGGCAUCUCUACGGUAAUAUUGUCUUGAGCGGUGGAACAACCUUAUUGCGCGGCUACGGCGAGCGUCUCUUGUAUGAGAUGAAACGCCUCGCACCGCCCGACAUGAAAAUCAAAAUUUCAGCUCCCCCCGAGCGCAAAUAUUCUACGUGGAUCGGAGGUAGUAUUUUUGCGGGACUGAGCACAUUUCGAAAGAUGUGGAUCUCAGCCGAUGCCUAUCAGGAGGACCCUGGAAUUAUUCAUCGCACAUUUUAG
Messenger RNA from Malassezia restricta, 1131 nucleotides. RefSeq names its product centractin. The transcript has 3 exons. The coding region runs from base 1 to 1131 and encodes 376 amino acids. NCBI's taxonomy places the organism in Eukaryota, Fungi, Basidiomycota, Malasseziomycetes, Malasseziales, Malasseziaceae. The record is from RefSeq and is a predicted model, not a curated record.